Messenger RNA from Dicentrarchus labrax (European seabass), 3339 nucleotides. It is a transcript of the gene unc119b, whose product is annotated as unc-119 homolog 1. The transcript is spliced from 5 exons. Bases 199 to 945 code for a protein of 248 amino acids. The record is from RefSeq and is a predicted model, not a curated record. Gene Ontology annotation, biological process: cilium assembly; lipoprotein transport; nervous system development. Gene Ontology annotation, cellular component: cilium. Lineage: Eukaryota; Metazoa; Chordata; Actinopteri; Moronidae. Gene Ontology annotation, molecular function: lipid binding.
GGUAACUAUGACAAUGGCCACCGUUCUCAGCCAAUCACGAUCGAGCUUUCCCGCCUCCUAUACGCGUUCUCCGCCAUCUUGAAAAUUACACCCGCAGUUAGUCAAGAAGUCGCUCCCCCCGCGAGCCAAGAAGCACAGCAACUCUUCAUCAUCAUCAUCAUCAUCGCCGCCGCCGCCGCCGCCGUCGUUGUCCCGGUAAUGAACGGCUCACGGAACAAACCGGCACCGACUGUCAGCGCAGCUCUCACGGACGCGGACGCCGGCGCGGAGACGACGAACCACCGGGAGCGAAAGAGCGGCGGAGGAAUGCUGAAGAAGCUGAAGUCGAGGCGCAGUCAGACGGAUCGGUGGCCUGUGGUGACCGAGGAUGAGCUCCGGGCUCUGGGGACGGACAUCACCCCGGACCACGUCCUCGGGCUCCGGGCCGUCACUGAGGACUACCUGUGCAAACCCGAGGACAACAUCUACAACAUCGACUUCACACGUUUUAAAAUCAGAGAUCUGGAAACGGGAACGGUGCUGUUUGAGAUCGCCAAACCUCCCAACAGCGGUGCUGUGGACGGUGAAGAGGACGGAGCAGACGUGGACACCAGUGCGGGGCGCUUUGUGCGCUAUCAGUUCACUCCAGCCUUCCUAAAGCUGUGUACCGUCGGAGCGACUGUGGAGUUCACAGUGGGCGACCGGCCCAUCAACAGCUUCCGUAUGAUAGAGAGGCAUUACUUCCAGGGACGCCUGCUCAAGAACUUUGACUUUGACUUUGGAUUUUGCAUCCCCAACAGCCGCAACACAUGUGAACACAUUUACGAGUUCCCACAGCUUCCAGAGGAGCUCAUUCGCCAGAUGGUGGCGCACCCUUACGAGACCAGAUCAGACAGUUUCUACUUUGUGGACAACAAACUCAUCAUGCACAACAAGGCGGACUACGCCUACAACGGCGGUCUGUAACAGCUGAAGGGAAGAAUGUGUGCAAUACUUCCCAGAGGAUUCAUUUCCUGGAUUACAACCAUCCAGAAGCUUCUUCCUGGGGAGGCGGACAGAAGUUAUUCCUACCAGCGUUCUUCAGAAUCAGCGGAGCACGUCCGGGAUCCAUCCAUCAGUACCUCACCGAGCUCCGGUUCUGGGCCUCCGACGAACGCUCUGUUAAACUGACGAGGAUCACGUUACCGCUCCGACACGUUUGCCUUAAGUUUCUUGCCGUCUCUGCUGGAAAGGGACACGGACCUCGCACAGACUGUGUUAGUUAUGACUUUACUUUAAGUAUGUAGACGAUAUCGGUUGAUGUUUGUUUUGAACUUCCUUCUGCAGUCGACUCUUUUGUGUUUCCGUUGUGGAACAGCGAGCGUCAACCAGAUUGUUUUACAGUAUUGUUAGUUAGAGACGAUCAUGUAGCGCUAGUUUGAGUUUCAUUCUUCCUUUUAAUAUCAGUCAGUUAGUGAAUCAUCGUGACUCUUUGUGUCAGACGUUUAAAAGGUCCAGUGUGUAUCUAGAGGUUGCAACUCCCUCGCUUCACCCGUCCAAGCCUGAAGGAGAAACAGCGUUCAAUGUCCUACAGUUCAACACUUUUUAUGUUUAGAGUUAGUUUAAAAUAGAAACUUAUUGGGCACCUGACCAAUCCCAGUCCCUGACAGACAGUGGGAUCAAUAAUAGAUAAAAACAGCUCGUUCUAAGGUUACAGUUCCCGUAUUCAGGUGAUUACACACUAAUGAAAACAUCCCUAUGAAUAUUAUAUUCCAUGUCUGACAACAGAUCCUCCUCAGUGUUACACACCGGACCUUGAAGUCAACCUUAGAUUAUAAUCUUCAGACAUUUAAAGCAACAUUAUGUAAGAUUUGGGAUUUGUUUGGGAUUUGUUUGGGAUUUGUUUGGGAUUUGUUUGGGAUUUGUUUGGGAUUUGGUGCCUCCAGUUGUCCCACGGUGGUAAAUAUGGACAGAUUAUCUUUGCUAACACAGCCGAACGUCAAGCAGGUGCAGCAACAUAAGAGCAUAGCAUGCAGCUAAUAUUACUAACAGCUGUCUGUCUGCAGCUUUUUAUUUCACCAAGUUCUCACCAACGACUAAAAGCCAAUCCCACAUUCCUCUGAGGUGUCUGCCGUCAGCCGGGUCCACAGAAGCUGCUGAGCCCGGUUACGUUGCUCCUCCCGGUGGUUACCGGUGAGAACCAUUCACCCUGUUACAACUCAACGUGACUUUAAAUCUGUUAUUUGAAGGUAGUAAAGUUACGUAAUGUUGCUUUAAUUCAGCACAAGCUGUCAAACAUCCUCUACACUCUGGGAAACGUAGCAGCAGAGUUACUGGACCUUCUGCUCUCUUCAUCCACUCUUAAUCACGGUUGUUUAUUCCUUCGAGGUCUUCCUGGUUUAUCUGGCCCGACUGCGGCUCUGCACUCAGGUUCUACCAAUCAAAGUACCACAGUAGCACAAAACAGGGCGACACUGAGCGGGGUCAGCGAGGGUUUAUUUUAUUAAUGGAGGCUGUUUUCAGGACUUCAGUCCAACUAUAAUACGUUUAAUUUAGAUACAGAGGCAAUUAAAUGUUGCUUUUAAGAUACAUAACUAUCAGAAAUCUGCAUUUUCACACGUCUGUUUGCUCAAUUAAUCGAUUAGCUGUUCAUAAAAUGUCAGAGCAAUGUUGAUCGCUGUUUCCCAAAGCCCGAGGUCCACAACUCAAAGAUAUUCACUUUACUGUCACUUUAUUUAAGUUACAUUAACUCAUCUGGUUUCACAGUGUAAUAAAACAGCUGGCACAUCAUUUAUAAUCAAUAACAACCCUCCAAUAAAACAUUUUAUAUAUAAUUAUAUCUGCUGAAAGUCUCAGUGUCCGCUGUGAUUGGUCGGAUCAAUUCCUUUUGAUUUUCACAUUAUAGAGAAAUUAAUAGAAAUCAGAAAUCGACCUGAAGGAACUUUUAACUUUUUAUGUAAUUUACAUUAAAAUCAUGUAAAACGACAGAAACAGUCUUUACUGCACAUUAACCUGGAUUCAACGUGCCUUAAACCCGACGUUCAUUCAGUCUGUUCAUCCACCUGUGAGACAAACACCUGUUCACUGUCUCACUGUGUAGCCCGUUAACGACCCGUUAACGACCCGUUAACAACCCGUUAACGACCUCAGGCAGCCGCAGUGUUCGCUCUGUGAUCCAACCUCGUAAUGAACAUUGUUACAGUAUCAGAGGUUUGUUCAGUUAUAAUCUGGUGGUAUAAAUGCCUUCAUAAGUGGGAACGCUUUGCACAAAAGAAACCAAGAACAUAUUGUGUAACCUGUUGAUUGGACUCUUUUCAUAUUGGCUGAUUUUACAAAAUGUUCAUGUUGAUUUAUUGUAAAUAAAAAUGUCUCAAUGAAAAA